Magnolia sinica is the source of this 1300-nucleotide messenger RNA. RefSeq lists its product as uncharacterized. Lineage: Eukaryota; Viridiplantae; Streptophyta; Magnoliopsida; Magnoliales; Magnoliaceae. The record is from RefSeq and is a predicted model, not a curated record. The transcript has 10 exons. Gene Ontology annotation, molecular function: antioxidant activity; oxidoreductase activity. The coding region runs from base 29 to 799 and encodes 256 amino acids.
AGGCCAAUCCGACCUUGCAGCGAUAAUCAUGGCAGCUGCUGGAACAGUGUACUCAGCGGCCAUUCUCCUCCCUGGAUGCGCACGAUUACUUCCUCUGCGGCGCACGACAACUAUCAAAACGCCUUCCUCUUUCUUCCCUUCUUUUCCCUCAUACCCUUCCUUCUCUCCUCCUCUGCAAUUCAAAUAUUCUCCUCCUGCAAGAAAAUUGCAAAUCCGAGCUGCAAGAACAGAGUCCAAAGGCCUCUCCGUAGGCUUCAGAGCUCCUGAUUUUGAGCUUCCUGAGCCGCUGACUGGGAAAAUGUGGAAAUUGGAUGAUUUUGAAUCAUAUCCUGCUUUGCUGGUGAUGUUUGUUUGCAAUCAUUGCCCAUUUGUCAAACACUUGAAGAAAGAUAUUGUAAAGCUAUCAAAUUUCUAUAUAAAGAAGGGACUUGCAGUUGUUGCAAUCUCAUCAAACUCUGUAGCUACUCAUCCACAGGAUGGACCCGACUUCAUGGCUGAAGAAGCUAAAUUAUUCAAAUAUCCUUUCCCUUAUCUUUAUGACCAGUCGCAAGAUGUUGCACGGGCCUUUGGAGCUGUCUGCACGCCAGAGUUUUUCCUCUUCAAGAAGGAUGGACGGAGGCCUUUUGAGCUGUUUUACCAUGGACAGUUUGAUGAUUCACGACCAAGUAAUAAUGUGCCAAUCACAGGGAGGGACUUGAGUCUUGCAAUAGACUGUGUUCUCAGCGGCCAACCAUUAUCCUCAAGGCAAAAACCCAGCGUUGGAUGCAGUAUAAAGUGGCACCCUGAAAAGAGUCAGUGAUCCACAGUGGAUAGUUCAACUUUCUGGAGAUCAUAAUCUACACAUUUGAAUUAUAUUUGAGUCUGGUCUCCCUGAAAGAUACAGUGGUGAAUGAGUGUGCCGCUAAUCUGAUUCAUUUGACAGUCUCAGGCAGGGAGAUGAAACCAUCUUGAAUUCCCUUUGAAGAAUUGAGUGGUCUAGACUGUCAACAUUGUUCCUCAAAAUCCCUGGAAGCAUUUUUUCUACCUCAGUGCCUGAAAAGAAUGCAGCAAGGAAAUGAUGACUGGCAUGUGACCAGUGUUGCGCUGCACUUGUAUCUGCUACUCCCAAAUAAAAUGGUAUUAAUGUUCUGUACUUUUUCUAUUUGAUUUCAAACAAUGGAGUGUGAAUGCCGCUGUGCCUCCUAUGAUAUAUAUCACAUCACAGUGGUGUCAAGACAUGCAUGUUUUCUCUAAAAACUGCAAGGCAUGGCGAUGUUCAAGAAAUCCGUCAUGAUUUAUGGGUUUCUUCUAGCAUUUUUCA